Messenger RNA from Haemonchus placei, 1161 nucleotides. NCBI's taxonomy places the organism in Eukaryota, Metazoa, Nematoda, Chromadorea, Rhabditida, Trichostrongylidae. The record is from the annotation of a GenBank genome assembly.
AUGCGAUUCGCUGUUCUCCUUGCCCUCGUAGGGCUCGCUGCUGCUGCAGUAAUCGAACACCCACUUAUGUGGCGGAAAUCGAGGAAGAUCGAAAUGAUCGAGCGAGGAGAAUAUGCCGCCUACCUCGAGCACCUCUACUCUUUACGGGCAGCGAAUCUCGCUAGUCUUGGGCAGUCGGUGUCGGACUAUGGAGACUACGAGUACGUCGGUAACAUUACAAUCGGAACACCUGACCAGCAGUUUGUCGUGGUGCUCGACACUGGAUCAGCUAACCUCUGGGUACCAGAGACUGCCUGCGACUCAUCUUGCAACAAGAAGCACAAGUUUGUCUCUACUUCAUCGUCCACAUUCGUGAAAAGCACCAAGACCUGGACGAUCCAAUAUGGUUCUGGAGAUGCUAAGGGUGUGCUGGGAACUGACACUGUCAAGUUUGGCGGAUCUAAAGAACAGCAAUUGGCUGUACCAAAGACGACCUUCGGUUUGGCUACACACAUCUCGGCUGACUUCAAGAACGACCCAACUGAUGGUAUCCUUGGACUCGCCUUCACAUCUCUAGCUGUCGAUAAGGUCGUCCCUCCUCUAAUCAAUGCCAUCGACCAGAAACUGCUUGACCAGCCUUUGUUCACGGUGUGGAUGGAGCACCGUGGUAAACUCGAGGGAGCCCCAGGAGGUAUUUUCACUUACGGAGCCAUCGACACAAAGAAUUGCGGACCAGUCACCGCCUACCAGCCCCUUUCCUCUGCUACCUACUACCAGUUCAAGAUGGCCGCCAUUGGCUUGGGAUCGUACAAGAACACAAAGGCUUACGAAGUGAUCUCCGACACCGGCACAUCCUUCAUCGGUGGACCUAAGACUGUCACUGAUGCCCUGGCCAACGCUGCUGGAGCCAAAUACAGCGCUGUGGAGGAAUCUUACACUAUUGACUGCAACGCGAAGCCAGCCACACUUGACAUCACCAUCGGCAGCAACGUCUACUCCAUUAACCCCGUCAACUACAUCGUUAGCGCUGGAAACAAAAAAUGUCUCUUCGCAAUGUUCCCAUUCGAAUUCGGAGGUUUCGGACCUGCAUGGAUCCUUGGCGAUCCCUUCAUCCGUCAGUUCUGCAACAUUUACGACAUUGGACAGAAGCGAAUGGGAUUUGCCCCUUCACUUCAAAAGUAG